Messenger RNA from Fusarium proliferatum ET1, 1047 nucleotides. Its product is annotated as putative arabinogalactan endo-1,4-beta-galactosidase. NCBI's taxonomy places the organism in Eukaryota, Fungi, Ascomycota, Sordariomycetes, Hypocreales, Nectriaceae. Bases 1 to 1047 code for a protein of 348 amino acids. The record is from RefSeq and is a predicted model, not a curated record. The transcript has a single exon. Gene Ontology annotation, biological process: pectin catabolic process. Gene Ontology annotation, molecular function: glucosidase activity.
AUGGUACUCUUUCGGUUUCUGUCAUUUUUGUCCUACUGCUCAGUCGCUUUGGCCUUGACCUACAAGGGCGUCGACUGGUCUUCCGUUCUGCUCGAGGAACAGAAGGGCAUUCAAUACACUGCCGGCGGUUCCGCUCAACCUCUCGAAAAGAUCCUCGCGGCCAAUGGCGUCAACUCAGUCCGCCAGCGAGUCUGGGUGAACCCCUCUAACGGCGACUACAACCUCGACUAUAACCUCAAACUCGCCAAGCGUGCUAAAGCUGCGGGCCUGAGCGUCUAUCUCACACUCCAUUUCAGCGACACCUGGGCUGAUCCUGGCCAUCAGGCUAUUCCCUCUGGAUGGCCUACCGAUAUCGAUAACUUGUCCUGGAGACUGUACAACUACACCCUGCAGGUCUCGAAUGCUUUCCAGUCUGCUGGUGUUCCUCCUGCGCUCAUGUCUAUUGGAAAUGAAAUCACUGCUGGUCUUCUCUUCCCUACUGGCUCGACCAAAUCCUACUACAACAUCGGCCGUCUUCUCAACUCUGCAGCCUACGGUAUCAAGGACUCUUCCCUCAACCCCAAGCCCAAGAUCAUGAUUCAUCUUGACAAGGGCUGGGACUGGGGUACUCAAGAAUACUUCUACACCCAGGUCCUCAACCAAAAGGGUCUUACCCUCGGUGCCUUCGACGCCAUGGGCGUUUCAUACUAUCCCUUCUACGGAUCGGGCGCUACUUUCUCUGCGCUUGAGACUUCACUCACCAACAUGGCCAACAAAUGGGGCAAGCAGAUCUUUGUCAGCGAGCUUGACUGGCCUACAUCUUGCCCCUCCCCUGCUCAGCCUUUCCCUAGCGACAUGAAGAACAUUCCUUUCUCUGCUGAUGGUCAGACGCAGUUUAUUAAGAAGGUUGCUAGCAUUGUUAGCAAGGUCAAGGGAGGAGCUGGGCUGUACUACUGGGAGCCUGCUUGGAUGAACAACCAGGCUCUUGGCUCUUCAUGCCCUUCCAACACUUUGUUUUCGUGGCCUGGAAAGGCUCUGUCAAGCCUUUCUGUCUUUAAGAGCAUCUAG